Messenger RNA from Caenorhabditis elegans, 3303 nucleotides. It is a transcript of the gene clh-4, whose product is annotated as Chloride channel protein. Gene Ontology annotation, cellular component: membrane. Gene Ontology annotation, biological process: chloride transport; transmembrane transport; chloride transmembrane transport. NCBI's taxonomy places the organism in Eukaryota, Metazoa, Nematoda, Chromadorea, Rhabditida, Rhabditidae. Bases 1 to 3258 code for a protein of 1085 amino acids. The transcript is spliced from 20 exons. Gene Ontology annotation, molecular function: chloride channel activity; chloride transmembrane transporter activity. The record is from RefSeq and is marked reviewed.
AUGAACGGUGCGCCGUAUCAGCAAAAGAAGACCUCGUUUGUCAGUGGAGCAAGUGAUUCUGAAGAAGAACAUCUAGGAAGCAGUGAGCUGGUUGCGGACGACGACGAGUCUGACGAUAAUUGUAUCGUUUCACCGCGUUUUCGGAAAUCAUCUUCAAGGAGCGCCCUUGUAAGAACAACCAGUUUCAACCAUAAGCAAUAUCGAAGCAUAAAGGAGAUGAUUAUCGAUCUAAAACAAGAACCUGGAAAAAAUGGAUUGCAUGGACUUGAGAAUGGGUCAAACCAUUCGGAUCGAAAAGUCACUUUCACUUUGGAAAACGAUUUGGAAUUUCCAAAGUUUCGGAAGAACAGGUCUCUGUGGCUACGGAUGGAAAUGAACAGAAUAAAACAUAAAUUGAUCUCGUUGUCCUACUUGUUAUCAGAUUGGAUGUUUCUUGCACUUCUCGGAGUAGCAGUAGCAUUUAUAUCAAUAUUAGUGGAUAUGAUGGUGUUUUCGUUUCAAGAGAUUCAGCGGAAGACGGUUUCAAUUUACAAUAUUUACGGCUCGGACCAAUCUUAUUUGUUAUGGGGAUGUGGGUUGCUCGGAUGGUGUGGAUAUAUGAUUGGAUUAGUUGCUGCAUCAGCAUGUUUUGUGCAUUAUGUGGCGCCUCAAGCUAUCGGUUCUGGAAUACCGGAAAUGAAAACGAUCAUUCGCGGAGUCAUUCUGGUUGACUAUCUAACACUAAAAACACUGGUUUCCAAAAUAUUCGGAGUAGCAAUGGCAUUGGGAAGCGGUGUCCCAAUCGGCAAAAUGGGACCGUUCGUGCACAUCGCCUCGGUGGUUGCCAACCAAAUGUGCCUUCUAGCAGCGAAAUUCGAUUCUGCAUAUCGUGAGGAGAGCAGAAGAAUGGAAUGUCUAGCUGCUGCAUGUGCAGUCGGCGUCGCGUGCACAUUCAGCUCACCGGUCGGCGGAGUGCUGUUCUCGAUUGAAGUAACGACAAUGUAUUUUUCGGUGAGAAGUUACUGGAGAGGCUUCUUUGCAGCAUGUUGUGGAGCAACCACAAUUCGGUUGUUGAGAGCAUAUGUUGUUGAAACGGAAGUAACUGUCAGCGCGUUCUACCAAACAAGCUUCCGCCCGGAUGCGUUUUCCGUCGACGAACUUCCACUUUUUGCAUUGCUUGGUUUAUUGUGUGGUAUACUUGGUGCUGGAUAUAUAUCUCUUUAUCGUUGCGUGGUACUGUUUUUGAGAAAUAAUCAAUAUGCCAAAAUGGUCUUUCAAAGACAUUGGAUAGUCUACCCAAUUGUAAUAUCUUGUAUAUUUUCGGUUGUAUCGUACCCGCAUGGGCUUGGAAUGUUUUCAACUGGAAGAAUAAAGUUUGGUACAAACCUACGUGACUUUUUUGCAAAUUGUUCGUUUAUUGUCACAUCGUCAGAUGAUCUUGUUUGCGGAGCAGAAAUAUAUUCACAUUGGUUAAAUCGGGGAAACAUUCUCCUUCUGUUGUUUUUGUUUGUGCUAGUUCACUUCAUCUUCUCGAUAAUCAGUUUCACACUUCCAGUACCAUCAGGUGUCUUUCUUCCGGUUUUUGUUCUAGGCGCCGCUAUUGGACGGUUUUAUGGAGAGAUUAUUGGCUUAGCCCUAGAAGAUAUUCAUAUAAUUCAUCCGGGAAUUUAUGCAAUCGUUGGCGCUGCAGCGUUUUCUGCUUCUGUCACCCACACUGUUUCAGUUUCUGUUAUGAUUUUUGAGAUCACUGGUCAACUUCAUUUCAUCUUGCCGGUCAUGAUUUCUGUGAUGUUAUCCAAUGCAGUUUGUGCAUACUUACAACCUUCAUUCUUCGAUACAAUCAUAAAAAUUAAACAUUUGCCUUUCCUUCCGGAUAUCCCACCAUCAAAUAAUCUAGUUCAUACCACUUAUGCUGAACAUAUUAUGGUAACACCGGUGAAAUUUAUCACCAAAAUCACAACUUAUAAUGAGAUUCGCGAAGCGGUACAGACCGGUCUCCGUCUGUUUCCAGUUGUUGACUCAAAAAAUUCACAAAUGUUAAUAGGGACUGUUUCACGAAGAUAUUUGACGGUUUUGUUAAACGGGAAAAUUGGAGAUCAUCCGAGAAAGGUUGAGGCUGAAAAACGCGUUAGGCAAGCCAUUGAAACCAUUGAUAAUCAUUUUAAAGAUUCUGAAAAGGAGUUGAAAGAAGAUAGACGGAGAAUAUGUUCGGAAACUGAUUUUGUCACAAUGCAACGAAAGAAGUCAGAUAUUGUCACCCCUCUGUCACAAACCAUCAAACCAUUAGGUCCCGGAGAGCAGAAAAAUCGAUUCCUGGUUGUACCAUUACCUGACGUCACUGAACCCAAAUUGUACUUGCCACCUGUACCUUCCUCUCCAACAAUUCCAGUGGAAAAUACUCUGAAACGGCGAAAUUCUGGAACGAGAAGAAAUGCACUGUUCAGCUUGAGAGAUAUGGAUGAGAAGUCUGCAAAAGACUUUUUAGACGAUCACGGUAUUGAACACAAAACGAUUCAUGGGAAUGCUAACGAACAUCACACAAUUAUCAAAAAUUAUAUGAGACAGGCAAAGAAAUAUUUGGUUCAUAUGCAAUUUGGAAACAAUAAAAAAGGAUCACACGAUAACAAUCCAUAUGACUUGUCAGCAGAAGAGAGAAAAGUAUGGGAAGAAGAACAACUUGCCUUACAACUUGACCUGACCGAAAAUGACAUCGACCCCGCCCCAAUUCAACUUGUGAAACAAACAUCCCUUUACAAAAUCCACUCGAUUUUCUCCAUGCUCCAACUCAGCAAAGCAUAUGUGACGGACUGUGGUAGGCUGAUUGGUGUUGUGGCGUUAUCUGAUCUUCGAAAAGCACUGGAGCACACCGAAGAAGUGAUAAAAACUGAAAAGAAGAACAGUGUCUCCCAUUCACCCUCCUCGUCAAAUGUCGUGAAGAACAAUCUCCGACACGUGUCAACUAAUGUAAUUGAUAUCCUAACACCUCCACUGGAAGUUGCUCGGGGCACUACUCUCGAGACAAAUACAGUAGUCCCCGAUGUGAUUUCAUCUCCGAAAGAAGUAUUCCCACCACCUCCCUUUGAACCCCGAUCUUCUCUCCGACAACGUCAACCCAGAUCCAUCAACUUCGGAAUUGAGCCCAGAAAAAGGUCUGGUUCAGAAUUUGGCCAACGACCCGAAGAAUUUGUGGAAGCUGUUGCUUAUCUACGAAGGAAGUCGCAUGCGAUAGUGAUUCCCCGAUUACACGAGGAACCCGGAGAGAGUUCAUCUUCCGAAUGACACAUUACUCAUUUUUAUGCACCAAUAAACUUUUUUGUGACUUGU